AUGACGAGCUCCGAGCCCACGAUGCCUGCCAGGGACAUUGCACUUCUUCGCUCGACUUACAGACGAGCGCGUAUGCAUUAUAAUUUGCGGAAGAAGGAUGUGGCGAAACGUUGCGAGCUCUUCCACUUGGCAGCGCAGUCGAUUUUUGCCGGUGUCUCUGAAGUCUUCCAGGAGCGAAAGAGGAUUGCCGGUCUGGUCCUGCGCGCCGUCGCAACCGAAAAGUGCCGCCACGACACCAGGGAGCAGAUGGAAGAGGGCUUUCUUAAACGACUGGGGCGCCCCAAGCUCAAGGCUCCGGAGUCUCGACGCUUCAAGGCCAUCUUCGACUCGGCGGACAGCCUCCUUCUCAACAACUUCCCUCUUGCUGGGGAGGCCAUGUGCAAGGCCUUGUUCUGCAGCAAGGAGGAGUUUGCCGAGCGGUCGCAGGGGCUCGGCAACCUGCUCCGAUGCCAGAGCACUUUGGAAUCCAACAUCAGGACACACGAAUUGGCCGCCACAAUUCUUUCCUCCUUGUCCGCUCUGCAUGAGCAGCUCCUCGCCGUGGAGGCUGCACCUGUUCAGACCGAGUGGACCCAGUGGCACAGUGCCGUUCGCAAACGUCGCGUGUCACGAGAACUUAUUGAGGAUAACGUGGAUGCUGGCGAUCCAAGCGUGGUUCCUGCACCAGUACAAGCUAGCCAAAGUGUCAAAGUCGAAGUUUCGCCGCUCCCGCCUCUGCCGGCGCCAAGCCUGAGUGUCAAGGAGGUAUUGCCGGUGUUGCAGCCAUUGCAGCCAUUGCUGCCUAGCGUCUCGGACACGCGUUCCCUCAGCUCCUUUGGCCCCAUGAUGAAGAGCACAGUCCAGGAUGUGUCGAAGGAGGACCAAGCAGCACAAGAGCCGUCGGUGUUGCGGGGGGGAGGUUCACCCCAAACUUUUGACUUCUCCGGUCCACUUCAAGCGGAAGCGCCGGAAGCGCCUGGAAGACGGCGCAGGAGUUUUUUUUCUUUGGCCUCGGGGCCGAGCCCUUCGAAGCAAACGAGAGGCCAAAAAAAGUCAGCGGGGCGACUGGCCUCGGGGCCGCCGGGCCCGCCGCCGGGCCAAGGCCAGGACUUGGACUUGAGCGGGCUAGCCUUGGAAGCUUCUACUCUGAGGCUUCCCAUUCUGACAAGGAAAGAGGCGGAUGACGCCGUGGCGACGUCGGAAAAGGAGCCCUUGGAGCCUUUGGAGCCUCAACAGAGCACCUUACCGAUGAUGCGGAUUUCCUCCACCUUGCAAGCUGAGGGGCCUCUGGGGCGGCUUGGGCUUACUGCGGCCUCAGAGCCUCUGCGGAAGAAGCGGUGGAAGCGGGAGCGGAUGCGAGCGUUGAUGGUGACCAGCCAGAGCAUCUCCGGGGUGCCUGCCAUGGACUGGAUCCUUCCGGUCGUGGCUGAUGCAUCGGUGCGACCGAUUCAGAAGUUCAACUCCCCUUCUGACAUAGGCGCCAGACUGAAAUCUAGAAAUCUGCACGGUAGAUCUCGCAAGUCUGCGGCUUCAAUUCCGAUCAGCAAAGGGACGUUCUUCCCAGCUCUGUGUUAA
Messenger RNA from Symbiodinium sp. CCMP2592, 1554 nucleotides. Lineage: Eukaryota; Dinophyceae; Suessiales; Symbiodiniaceae. The record is from the annotation of a GenBank genome assembly.